Sugiyamaella lignohabitans is the source of this 2541-nucleotide messenger RNA. It is a transcript of the gene SPB1, whose product is annotated as Spb1p. Gene Ontology annotation, biological process: maturation of LSU-rRNA from tricistronic rRNA transcript (SSU-rRNA, 5.8S rRNA, LSU-rRNA); maturation of 5.8S rRNA from tricistronic rRNA transcript (SSU-rRNA, 5.8S rRNA, LSU-rRNA); rRNA methylation. Gene Ontology annotation, molecular function: rRNA (uridine-2'-O-ribose)-methyltransferase activity; rRNA (guanine) methyltransferase activity. The transcript has a single exon. The record is from RefSeq and is a predicted model, not a curated record. NCBI's taxonomy places the organism in Eukaryota, Fungi, Ascomycota, Dipodascomycetes, Dipodascales, Trichomonascaceae. Gene Ontology annotation, cellular component: nucleus; preribosome, large subunit precursor; nucleolus. The coding region runs from base 1 to 2541 and encodes 846 amino acids.
AUGGGUAAAGCUCAAAAGAAACAUGGUAAAGGUCGUUUAGAUCACUACUACCGUUUAGCGAAGGAGAAGGGAUAUAGAGCCCGUUCUUCGUUCAAAAUCAUUCAGAUUAACGAGAAGUUUGGCCACUUUUUGGAAAAGUCAAAGGUAGUUAUCGAUUUGUGUGCUGCUCCUGGUUCAUGGUGUCAAGUAGCGUCCAACUUGUGUCCUAUCAACUCACUUAUCAUUGGUGUUGAUUUGGCACCAAUCAAGCCUCUUCCCAAUGUGAUUACUUUCCAGAGUGAUAUUACUACUGAACACUGUAGAACACAGCUCCGAGGUCAUAUGAAGACAUGGAAAGCAGAUGCUGUAUUACACGAUGGUGCUCCUAAUGUCGGUAUGGCAUGGACUCAGGAUGCGUUCACCCAGUCGGAGCUGGUGCUCCAAUCUCUGAAGCUGGCUGUGGAGUUUCUUAUCCAAGGAGGUACCUUUGUCACGAAAGUUUUUAGAUCCAAGGAUUAUAAUAACUUGAUGUGGGUAUUCCAACAGUUUUUUGACAAGGUCGAGGCCACCAAACCUCCUUCGUCAAGAAAUGUAUCAGCCGAAAUCUUCGUUGUUUGCAGAGGCUUUAAAGCACCUAAAAAGAUUGACCCCAAAUUAUUAGACUCUAAGCAUGUUUUCGAGGAGUUGCAAGAUCCUACACCCAACUACCAAGCCAAAGUUUUCAACCCCGAGUUGAAGAGACGUAAGAGAGACGGUUAUGAAGAGGGUGAUUACACACAGUAUCAUACCAUGUCGGCACUGGAGUUUAUCAAGCACGAGGACCCUAUCCAGUGUCUGGGUGGUAUGUCAGCAUUCAGUUUUGACCACCACGAAGAGCCCGAGCUCAAACAAGUUAAAAAGCUGCCACAAACUACUGAUGAGCUUUUAGAAUGUUUCAAGGAUCUCAAGGUCCUUGGUAAGAAAGACUUCCGAAUGAUUCUUAAAUGGAGAUUGGCUGCUAGAGAUUUGCUUGGAAUAGAUGUUAAAGAAGAGAAGACUGAGGAAGAGGCCGAACCUCUGACCGAGGAAGAACGCAUUGAAAAAGAGCUACAAGAGCUUCAAGAUCAGGAAAGACUGCGGAAAAAGAGAGAAAAGAGAAAUGCCAACGAGCGCAAGCAAAAGGAAAUUACAAGAUUGCAAAUGAACAUGAUGACUCCUGGAGAUAUUGGUAUUGAUGCUGGUUCACAAGGCCAGUCAUUGUUCAAUCUCAAGCACGCUGAGAAGACUGGUAAACUGUCGGAUCUUAUCAAGGGUAAAAAGAGCAUGGUAUUCAAUAACGGCGGUGCUGAUGAUGAGGUUGAUAUGGGCGAUGCCAAGGAGUCUGCUAAUGGCAAUGGCUAUGAAGACUAUGACAGUGACGAUGCUGCUGAUAACCUGGAUGCUCAGUUGGAUGAUAUGUAUAUCGACUAUAAAAAGCGCAAGGCCGAGCGUGAUGCCAAGUACCAGGCCAAGAUGGCCCGAGAGAAUGGUGAUGACGAGUGGGAUGGUUUUGAAGAGAAGCAAAAUAACAGCGAUUCGGAUUCGGAUGUGCUAGAAGCUGAGGACAGCGAUAGCGACAGUGACAGUGAUGGAGAUGAGAGCAUUAACAAGCUCAUCAACACGCUGAGGCCAAGCAAAGUAGGCGAUCUCAGUCGCAAGGCCGCAGUCUUUUUCGACAACCCACUAUUCAAGUCUUUGGACGUCGACAGUCCUGUUUCCACUAACACAUCGACCAAUGUGACCAAUGUCAAGACCAAUGGCAAAGUCAACGGAAUUACCAAUGGCAAAGCUAACGGAAGUACCAACGGAAAAGUUAACGGAACUACUAAUGGUAGCAGCAACAGUGCCACUGAACUGGAAUCAGAUGACGGAUCUGAGUCUGACUCGGAUUUCGAGGUUGUUGCCAGAGAACCCGAGUCGGAUGAUGACGAGGAGAAUGAGUGGGAUACCGAGAAAGACAAGCGUGAGGAGCCAUAUGUGGAUAUUGUGACAGCUCAAGCCAUGACCCUGGCACACCAAUUGGCGCUUGGACAGAAGUCGAAGCAUUCGCUUAUCGACGAAGGAUAUAACAGAUACACCUUCCGAGAUAAGGAUGGACUACCUGACUGGUUCCUGGAUGACGAAUCCAAACACAGCAAACUUCAAAAGCCUAUUACUAAAGAAGCAGCCGAGGCUAUCAAAGAGAAACUAAAGGCCAUGAACGCCAGACCCAUUAAAAAGGUCGCUGAAGCACAAGCUCGUAAGAAAUAUAAGGCCCAUCAGAAGCUGGAGAAGAUCCGCAAGAAGACCGAUCUUAUCAACGAAGACGAUUCCAAAUCCGAAAAGGAAAAGUCCGAAGAUAUCGCCAAACUCAUGCGCAAGCUGACCAAAAAGAAGUCGGACAAACCCAAGGUGACAGUCAUUGCUGCCAAGGGUGCCAACAGAGGUCUACAAGGCCGACCCAAGGGCGUCAAGGGCAAAUACAAGAUGGUCGACGGAACCCUCAAAAAGGAACAACGUGCAUUGAACAGAAUCCAAAAGAAGAUGAAAAAGAAGAAGCAUUGA